This is a messenger RNA of Akanthomyces muscarius, 543 nucleotides long. RefSeq lists its product as uncharacterized. The record is from RefSeq and is a predicted model, not a curated record. The coding region runs from base 1 to 543 and encodes 180 amino acids. Gene Ontology annotation, biological process: tRNA 5'-leader removal. The transcript is spliced from 2 exons. NCBI's taxonomy places the organism in Eukaryota, Fungi, Ascomycota, Sordariomycetes, Hypocreales, Cordycipitaceae. Gene Ontology annotation, cellular component: ribonuclease P complex.
AUGGUCCGAAUAAAAGAGAGAUAUCUUCUCGUCAACAUAAUCUACCCACCAGAGCCUGCCACCAAGCACAAAUCAGCCGUGCCGUCUUUUGUGGUGCAGCAUCAACCCACAGUGGAAAAUCUGACGCCUCAGCUCCUUUUGAAAGCCAUUCGCAACGAGAUCGCGCAACUCUUUGGAGAUCAUGGGUCAGGGGCACUUGGCGGAAGUUUAUCAAUCAAGUACUUGUCCUUAGCGACCUCAACCAUCAUUCUCAGAUGCCACAGAGAGCACUACCGCAUGCUUUGGGCGGCGCUUACUCUCAUGGACCACGUCCCGGUUAAGGACGGGCGGCCAUGUACAUUUCGUGUUGUUCGGGUGAGUGGCACGAUACGAAAAGCUGAAGAAGAAGCAAUCCGCCAGGCACGUGCUCUCAUCUUGGCUGCCAAAGAUGGCAGUGCGCUCAGUGCAUUUUUGCCCGUCGAGUCAGUCGAUAAUCACACGGAAGACGAGUUAGACGAAAAUUUGGAGGAUGACGAUAUCGAAAUGGUCAGCGACGACGGCUGA